UAGUCUGCCUAUCUACCCAUCUGCUUACCUGUCAGUUUGUUUGCCCAUGUUCCCAUCUAAGUGCCUUUCUGCCAGCCCAUCUGCGACCCUGUCAGUCUGUCUGCAUGCGUGCAUGCCUCUCUGAAAUUGGGCCUGUCGGUCAGUCUGACCACUGUCUGCCAAUCCUUCCAGCAUCUGGCUCCCCAGCCCGCGGUACCAGAGAGGCUGAGCAUCCCCCCACUGCCUGCUGUUUUUCCAGCCCCUGUGCCUCAGUUCCUCUCCCUCAGCCCCUUCUGACCUGAAUCAGCCAGCCAUCUGGGCUGGGUAUUUCACGCCUGUGGACCAGGCUCUGGACAAUGCAUCCUGUGAGAGAGCAGAGCAGCGACAGCCCUCAGGAAGCUUCCAGUUCAGCUGCAGAGACCAGACGGGCACACUGACAGACCUCCAUCCCAACAGACACACAGAGCCAGGCACGUACACCGACUCUUACCGGGUGCCAUCGUCCAUCAAGCAGACAUAUGAGGAGCCGCCCCUCAAGGUCUGGGAGGAGAACAAGUUUGUGACCCAGGGCCUGACUCGAAUGGCGAUGAAGAAGCCGGUGGAGCUGAGGCCACUGGAGGGGGUGGCACAGCGGGCACUGAACCAGUUCGCCUCCCAACCCCCCACACCCAGCUCCGCCUACCUGCCCCAGAAGUACUGGAUCUCCGAGGCAGAAGAGAGGUUCAACCCCGUCUUGGUGAACGGGAACAGGUACGCGAUGUGGAGGACGGGACCCGACAACAGCGCCGGCUGGAAUCGCUACUCCUCUUACCUGCCGCCCCUGCCCAAGGGGCAGGAAGGCGGCAGGGAGAUGAUGUUGCAGCCGACGGCUCUGGAGUGCCCACCCAAACCCGAACGGCAGAACCACUACGGCUCCACAGCCCCAGGAGAGCGAGAGGCGGUGGUGAACAUGCUCAACACCCUGUCCCGAAGCCAACUGCCGUCCAUCCAGGUGCCCCAGCACGUCCCAGGCCGGCUGCCCUUCCAGGGCUAUGGCAGCCGCUGCACUGGACGCCACUACUGCCUGCGCGGCAUGGACUACUUCGUGGACGGACCGCCCCCCAGCAGGCGCCCUCUGGGCCAGCAGACUGUAAGGAGUGCCCCCCCAUUCAGCCUCAGGCCAGAGAUACCCUGUGCUGCCUCAACCCACCGUCCAUCAUCCUUCCCCUAUGCCAACCUUAAGUGGGAUUCGAGUCACUUCAAGUUUUGCGGCCCCCAGAAAAACAGCUUCAUCAUCCACCCGGACUUUGUGUCAGAAGCGCUGCCCCGGCCUUUGCCCUGCUGCUGGUAGAGCCUGCCUGCCCACCUGCCUUCCUGGCCAGUAUGGCCCGUGGGCCCCGGUGCGGAACCGAGCCUAAUAAACGACUCGCCACCAU
Messenger RNA from Tachyglossus aculeatus (Australian echidna), 1394 nucleotides. It is a transcript of the gene SPMIP6, whose product is annotated as chromosome 3 C9orf24 homolog. Gene Ontology annotation, molecular function: alpha-tubulin binding. NCBI's taxonomy places the organism in Eukaryota, Metazoa, Chordata, Mammalia, Monotremata, Tachyglossidae. Gene Ontology annotation, cellular component: manchette; perinuclear region of cytoplasm. The coding region runs from base 560 to 1309 and encodes 249 amino acids. The record is from RefSeq and is a predicted model, not a curated record. The transcript has 8 exons.